AUGUACCGUGGAACUUUUAAUUGUGUUGCUGAAUUUCUUAUUGAGGUUAUUAUUACCAAUUUGUUGGUUGUGCAUGGCCAUUCUCCUUACAGUGAGCUGGUGAAGCGUUUCGAAGAUGACCUUAUUGUUGCCAUUGGAAAAGGAGAGCCUGUAGUAGUGAUGUCCGAGGACGGAUUUAGAAAAGUUAUGUCCAUAGAUGAAUAUGCAUCAUAUUAUAAAGAUAUUGACCCCCUGGCUCCUUUCAAGACUUGGAAAGUUGGGCAAACAGACAGUUACAUGUCUGCGAAAGUGCACCCAUCAUAUGAUGUUUAUUCAGAGCGAGUUAAAGGAGUGUUUGUUGUCAGUGAUCCUGUUGACUGGGGAAGAGAUUUACAGGUACUCUGUGACAUCUUGUCUACUGGUGGACUUCCUGGGACUGAAAAAGGGAAUCAACCUCCUUUGUAUUUUGCAGCUGAUGAUCUUGAAUACCAGACAUCAAUGGAAGUAAAAGAUUGUCAGUUUUCAACUAUCUACAUGGUUGGCGAUAACCCUAAAGUGGAUAUCAAUGGAGCUAUGAAGACAUCAAUGGAAGUAAAAGAUUGUCAGUUUUCAACUAUCUACAUGGUUGGCGAUAACCCUAAAGUGGAUAUCAAUGGAGCUAUGAAGUGGUUGAUGGUACAAGGAUGA
Miscanthus lutarioriparius is the source of this 666-nucleotide messenger RNA. Lineage: Eukaryota; Viridiplantae; Streptophyta; Magnoliopsida; Poales; Poaceae. The record is from the annotation of a GenBank genome assembly.